CUCCAACUGUGUAUACGUGUUCUUACCCCCCCAACCUUCAAGUCUGCUCGCUUUGCUGCGACUGUGCCAUUUACUACUACUUCCUUCCUGCCUUCCUUCCUUCCCUCCCUGCCCCCCUUCUCUUCAUCCUUCAUCAACCCUAGGCAAGGUCCACUAUCCUCUCUCUCUCUCUUGCAACUCACCCACUGCAGCAACUCCCUCUCUCUCUCUCUCUACCUCUCUCCCCUCCUCUCCUUUCCCUCCCUAUCCUUUCACAAACAAAAAAAAGGCUUGGGCUCUCAUUCGUUCUCUUUCUCUCUAGGCUCGUCUGCGCGCUGCUGCUGCCGGUGCUCUAGCGAGUCUGUUCCUGGCUGUCUCCUGGGCUGCACUCGGAUCCAUCCUCCCUACCUGCCUCCCUUCCUUACUUGUGUGCUCACACUCCACACUCGUAUGCCCUACGCUCGACCUCGACUGUCGUAUAUCAGCCUGUUGCAAAGCUUCCGGUACCUCGACCUCGACUUCGGCCUCGGCUUCUGUCAGUCGCUCCUUAGAAGUGCUACUUAGUGGCAGUAGGUCUGUUCUCGUAGUGAGUGAGUGAGCGAGUGCGUCGACGAGGAGUCCCGCGCGCACGGCAAUUGGAAUCUAUAGGAAUUUGGAGCUGCUGCACAGAUGGGAAUUCGCAGAGCGUGAAUACUGGGACAUGGACAACGUAUCCGGCUUUCUCACCCUCGUGGUCGAAUGCAGCUCCCUCUAGACAGAUAGCCCGCAAGCCCCCUCGAGAGCCCCCGGCGCGCACGAGCAGGAUGACGGUUUGAGAGACCCGGUCGCAGUGUUAGUCCCCCGCGAGAACGUCCCAAGCCCUGCGCUGCAGACCGUUGCGUCGGCUAGCCCCGGCAGCCAUCGGAGCUCCAGCGGUUCGAGGAGAGGAGCUUGUUGAACAGUGGCCGGAACCCUACCCCGCCUGCCUUGCAUCGGCCUUCCAUCGGUCACUGCCCUCGCUGCUGCUGCACAAGGACCGAGUCUUCCGAGGGCGAUCUUUGGAAGCUGCCGCUCCCCUCGAAGCCGAGCGGCGGAUUUUAGGCGCAGGAAGGAAAGGUUUUUCUCAGGUUUCCGGGCCUUGUUUCUGAUCGUCAGGCAAGAUGGGGAGGGUCAAGCUGGAAAUUAAGAAGAUCGAGAAUCCCACGAACCGGCAGGUCACAUACUCGAAGCGCAGGAAUGGGCUGAUCAAGAAAGCGUACGAGCUCUCCGUGCUAUGCGACAUAGACAUUGCGGUUAUCAUGUUCUCGCCUUCCGGCAAGCUUACGCAGUUUUGCAAGAAUGACAGAAUCGAAGAUGUUAUUACUCGGUUUGCGAACACUCCUCUCCACGAGAGAACGAAAAGAAAAUUUGAGAAUCUGGAGUAUCUCAACAAAGCGAUACGAAAGCUCAACAGCGAGCGAGAGAUGGAAGGCCAGCAACCAAGGGGGAUGGGGUAUGGCGAACACAACUCGCUCGAGGUUGAGGAGCUCCAAGCCACUCUCAAGAAAGUUCUCAUGGAGAAGCAGUUUUUCGAGCAGAAGGCCAGAUUGUUCCAAGGCGAAGAAUCCAUCAACAGUCUGACCUCUAUGAACCAGCUGGUGGCAAUCGAGCGAGAAUUAGAGCAAGCGUUGGUGAAGGUCAGAGAGCGAAAGGGUCAGCUGGGUCAAGAGGAGUCUCAGCUGGCACUUAUGCGCCAGCAAAACUUGCUACAGCAUGGCACGUUUGUACAACAAAUGAUGGAGAUGCCUGCCCGAGGAGGAACGUCCAAUCUGAGCGAUGGUCAAAGUACGGCUACCAAUAUCGGCGGCGGACAAGGAUCUCAAUUUCACUCGUGGAUGGAUCACCGGGUCAAUCAGGAUGGAUACAUGGAUUCUGCGCCAACGUCAAUGUCGAUGAUGAGUGCUUCUCAGAUGAGGGAAACGGGAGGCAACUCGGAGUCAACUGCGUCUUUCUACCAAGGGGCAUCGCAGGCCCAGCAGAUGCCGCUGGGCGGCCACGGCAAUCACGGCAACCAAUUAGAGCUGCGGGGUGGUGACGGGGAAUCAAACACGAACUUUUUUCAUGGAGCGAAAACUGAAGCCGGAGUCCAGUUUUUCCCUGGCGGCUCGCAGGCCCAAUUAGUCCCUCUCUCAGGCCACGGCAGUCAGCUGGAAUUAAGAGGUGGUGAUUCAGAAGCGAAUUCGGGAUUUUAUGGAGGGCUGCAGCAGCAACAACAGCAACAGCUUCCAGCUGUGUCCCACUCGAGUCAAGUCGAAUUACGGCAACAACCCAUCACUUCGUCCGGAAUCACUGGGUUUCGCCCGUCCAUGAUGAACCAAGGGCUUAGGGUAGGGCCGCAAGGUUUGAGUCUGGAAAAUUUUGACGAUCAGAAUUACGAGGCACCCAAUUACUACAAUCCGUGAUCAUCAUAGGCGUGUGUACACUCAGUUUCCUAUUCUUUCCCGUCCUAGAUGUAGGAGGUUGGUUUGCUCCCAAUACGGGAGUUUUAGUUGUCCAUGUUUAGGAUACUUAGGAUUUUGUAAAAUCUGUUGAGCAAAAUAGGUAGAACUGCUCGGAUCGUCCACCAGGCAAGGAGAGGCGAAUUGAAUCCGAAGAGUAGAGGAGCGAGGGAAGGGAAUUACGAUUCAGUCCAAGCACCCGCGUUGUCAUACUCCAACAAUUGGGGUUUUUCAGUGGCUUACAGAAAUCAAAAGAUUUUCUGUUUCGAUCGUUGUGAACUGUCGGGUUUGAUUGUGUUUUGUUUGCUUUAAGAG
This is a messenger RNA of Marchantia polymorpha subsp. ruderalis, 2750 nucleotides long. The record is from the annotation of a GenBank genome assembly. Lineage: Eukaryota; Viridiplantae; Streptophyta; Marchantiopsida; Marchantiales; Marchantiaceae.